AUGUCUCUUGUGGAAAGAAAGAGGGUGUCAAAAUGGGAGUUGGCAGGAAGCCAGGACCAAGAUGUGCCUGAGAAGUCAGGAGCGAAGGUGGAGGAGCUGGAUGCAAAGGGCCGUGGGCCAGGGGACCGAGCGGAGGAAAAGCAAGAGGGGAAGGAAAACCCUCGAAUUAUCCAGUGUGGGGCCACUGAGGACUUCCUGAGAUGGCCGCCACUCCCUCAGGUGAAGCAAGAGGCAGAUGACAAACUGACUGAGCACUGGGAAGCCCAGUGGCAAGAAUUCUUGAAGGCCACACCAUCCCUUUGCUCGACACUUGAAGACCCGCCGGCAUGUCCGCCAUGGAGCGACUCAAUGGCCUUUCUUGCCUCCUUUGAGGGAGCAGCUACCGUUCGCCGCUGGGCUCGAGGCGAGUGGGUGACCCGUCUUGCACCUUCCUCCGGCAGAGAAGAGGACCGAGCUUCCAGCCCCCUGAACGUGGCCCAGGUGGGGUCCUCCGGGAAGGGUAGGGAAGACUUCGUGGGGACAGAGAUGCAGGACCCACAGCUGUGUCCGCAGAAGGCCCAGGGCCUCUGGGAGGUUUGCUGCCGACUCCGGGAGCUUUGCCAGCAGUGGCUGACGCCCAAGACACCCAUGGAGGGGCAGGUGCUGGAGCUGGUGAUCCUGGAGCAGUUCCUCUCCAUCUUGCCGCCGGACAUGCAGAGCUGGGUCAGGGAGCGCUGCCCGGCAGCGUGUGCCCAGGCUGUGGCCCUGGCUGAGGCCUUCCUCUUGAGGUGUCGAGAGGCUGAGAAGCAGCAGUGUGAGGUGAGCAUCUCUUGCCCCGAAGGAGGAAGGACUGGAAUGGGCUGCAGAGCAGAUCUGAAGUGUCAGAAGGCAGACUUCUGGCGGGAGAGGGCAAGGAUGGGUGCUGUGAUGGUGGGUGGGUGUCUCCCCCCCCCCCCAGUCUCCCUGCAACUGGAAGGGCUGUAGCUUAAAGGCAGCACUUCGGCUUUGCAUGCAGAAGGUUCCAGGUUCAAUCCUCGGCAUUGCUGGGUAAGGGCUGGGAAUGUCUCCCAACUCCAGCCUUGGAGAGCCACUUUCAGGGAACCAGGCAGAGGGCCUUCUCGGUAGUGGCACCUGCCCUGUGGAACGCCCUCCCAUCAGAUGUCAAAGAGAUAAACAACUACCUGACAUUUAGAAGACAUUUGAAGGCAGCCCUGUUCAGGGAAGUUUUUAAUGUGUGACAUUUUAGUGUAUUUUUGGUCUUUGUUGGAAGCCACCCAGAGUGGCUGGGAAUUAUUGUUGUUGUUGUUGUUUUGUUGUUGUUGUUAUUGCAGGUAGACAAUAGUGCAGGUAGACAAUAGUGCAGGUAGACAAUACUGAGCUAGGUGGACCAGCAAUUGCGUGACUCAAGAUACAUUAUUUCAUAUUCUAUGCUACUUUGCCUAUUCUAUGCUACUUUGCCUAUCUAGAUCUACUUUAUCGGUAAAGGUAAAAGGUAAAGGACCCCUGGACGAUUAAGUCCAGUCAAAGGCGACUAUGGGGUUGCAGCGCCCAUCUCGCUUUCAGGCCGAGGGAGCCAGCGUUUGUCUGCAGACAGCUUUCUGAGUUAAGUGUCCAGAAUGACUAAACCACUUUUGGUGCAACCGGACACCGUGACAAGUGCCAGAGCACAUGGAAAUGCCAUUUACCUUCCUGCUAUAGCAGUACCUAUUUAUCUACUUGCACUUUGACAUGCUUUCGAACUGCUAGGUUGGCAGGAGCUGGGACAGAGCAACAGGAGCUCACUCCGUCGUGGGGAUUUGAACCGCCGACCUUCCGAUUGGCAAGCCCAAAAAGCUCAGUGGUUUAGACCACAGCGUACAAGAGCUACUUCCUACAUAAGGAAAACAAGUGAGGCAGAGCUACAAUGCGCAGGGUGGUUUAAAUAUCAGUCCCUCUUUUUGUAGCUGUUUGAGGAGAAUAGAGGGUUUCUUAACAAUGCUCAGCACCCCCAGGAAACUACAGUUCCCUGGAUGCUCUGGGGGAAGCACUGACGUCAUAUAAUUCUGCUUUAAAUGCAGCGUGCAGAUGCGCUGGAGUGCACUGUGUGUUGGAAACCAGCUAUUAGACCCAUUGCUGCCCUGCUAACUUGUAAUGUUCCUCGCAAAGGCUUUCACAUGGGUGACUUUGGGAAGGGGCGCGUGUGUCGGUAUGUGUGCCGUCUGUGUGAGCUCACGGCAUCCAGCCCUUGCCUGUAGCUUUUCCCUUUUCAGCCCCGCCCCCCUGCAUUGAUGCAAGACCUUCACUGCUGCUGUUGCAGGUCCCGGGGCCUCUGGAGACGACGGCUCUGAACUUCUCAACGGCUGAGUGGACGCUUUCCGACAUCUGGCAGAAACACCUCAGCAGAGGGAGCAAGCUAGACGGGGACAGAGAUGCCGGCUUGCUGGGUAAGGAGAGAAACAUGUCAUCGGCAGUAGACGGCAACAUUAAUAAUGGGAUUUCGGUGCUGGCUCUUUUUAAAUAUGCAAGUUAAGUUUCUAGUCCUUCAUGCUGUCUUCCUUCUAUCAAAUUUCAUUUUCUGCAUAUACUGUAAUGUUUUACUGUUGCUAUGGCCAUAAAGUUUUAUCUUAUCUAUGAUUUUUUUAAAUGAUUUUUUAUCACUUGCUGUUUCCUGCCUUUGGCUCCUUUGGGAGGAAGGGUGGGGGGUGAAACUCACUAAACAUAUGAAUGAAUGAAUAAAAUGUGAACGAUCCAUGCUUAAAGGAAGUAUUGGCACACUUGGGAGUGAGGGGACAUACCCAAGUUUGCUGAAGUACAAAAUAAAAAUCUAGAGCCCCUUUCCCAAUGAGUGGCAGGAAGAAGAACCUGAUAACGUCCCAAGAGCACAAUUUAAAAAUCAUAAAACUUCUUUAAAGCGUCUUAAAAACAAUUCCAGCACAUGUACACUGGGAAGGAUCUCUGCUGAAAAGACUGGUUGGCCUUCAGUAGACAGCAGAAAGACUGCAGAGAUGGGAGGAGAUUCCCUAGGGAAGGUGCCCCCCCCCUACAGGCCUGAUUCCUACAUUGCACAGAACAGAACUCUUGAUAAGGUGGCAUUUGCAGAAGCCUCCCUCCACCUGCAGAAUGCAUCAAUCAAUUGAGAAUAUAGGAAUGAUCUUUCGAGUAUCCUGGCCCCAAGCUAUAUAGCCUUUAUACAUCCAAGCCAUGUGAGUUUUAAUCUGCUUUUAGUCUCUUGCUGUUUUAAUUUUUCAAAUGUCUUCGAUUGCUAUUUUUCUUUGUUUUGUUUUGUUUUGUUUUGUUUUGUUUUGUUUUGUUUUGUUUUGUUGUAAACUGCUUUGGUAGAGAAUCAGAGAGUUGUAUUCCACGAUCAAACAGCUCUUAACCGCCAGAAAAUUUGUCCAGCUGGUGGUUUUGGUCUUGUUUUACAAUCAAGAGGUUGAUUAAUUUUAUGAAAUACAGUGGUACCUCGGGUUACAGACGCUUCAGGUUACAGACUCUGCUAACCCUGAAAUAGUACCUCAGGUUAAGAACUUUGCUUCAGGAUGAGAACAGAAAUCGUGUGGCAGCGGGAGGCCCCAUUAGUUAAAGUGAUACCUCAGGUUAAGAACAGUUUCAGGUUAAGAACGGACCUCCAGAACAAAUUAAGUUCUUAACCUGAGGUACCACUGUAAAUAAACAAACCAGCAUGUUGAACUUGGCCUAGUAGCUAAUUGACAGUCCAUGUUGCAGAAUAAAAAGGUAAAGGUACCCCUGACCGUUAGGUCCAGUCGCAGGCGACUCUGGGGUUGCGCGCUCAUCUCUCUCUAUAGGCUGGGGGAGCUGGUGUUUGUCCGCAGACAGCUUCCAGGUCAUGUGGCUAGCAUGAGUAAGCCGCUUCUGGCGAACCAGAGCAGCGCUCAGAAACGCCGUUUACCUUCCCGCUGGAGGGGUACCUAUUUAUCUACUUGCACUUUGACGUGCUUUCGAACUGCUAGGUUGGCAGGAGCAGGGACUGAGCAACGGGAGUUCACCCCGUUGCGGGGAUUCGAACCAACGACCUUCCAAUCGGCAAGCCCUAGGCUCAGUGGUUUAGACCACAGCACCACAUGUUGCAGAAUACACCCACACAAAAAACCACUGCCCUGCCCAGGGCUGGGGAGCAUGUCUCCUAGGCACAAGGUAUGACUCACGUGCCAACUCUCUUUUAUUUUUACCUUAUUCCAGGUGGGUGGCGAAGCGAGGAAAACCUCUUACUCAGAAGAAGCGAGCAGAUGACGACCGUGAGGCAGGCCAAGGAGAACGUGGUCCAGUGUCCUAACCAGGGGGAUGCCCUUAAGAAUCUGGACAGGUCAGAGAGGAAGCAGGAGCCCCUUCGAGGGAUCAAGUCCAAUAGACUGUCCCGCUGCAGUGGAGAAAAGGACAGUGGCAAUCUCACCGUGGCUGGGACUCUGCAAGGACUUUCCAAGGGUGAAAGCGAGGACUUCUCGAGGGUGUGCCCCAACCGCCCAGCGCCCGAGGGAGUGAACACCGACGUGAAAAUAUACAACUGCACGGAUUGUGGGAAGAGCUUUUCCCGCAGCUCGAACCUCAUGAGCCACCAGAGGACCCACGCGGGCGACAAGCCGUACAAAUGUUCAGACUGCGGGAAGGGCUUCACCCGCAGCUCGAACCUGAUCAACCACCAGAGGACCCACACAGGUGAGAGGCCUUACACAUGUCUGGACUGCGGGGAGAGCUUUUCUCGAAGCUCGCAGCUUAUCAGCCACCGCCGGAUCCACACGGGCGAGAAGCCGUACCAGUGCGCCGAGUGCCGGAAGUCGUUCAGCUUGCGCUCACUCCUGAUCCGCCACCAGAAGAUCCACACGGGCGAGAAGCCGUACCAGUGCGCCGAGUGCGGGAAGAGGUUCAUCGAGAGCUCUGAGCUCAUCACCCACGAGAGGACCCACACGGGCGAGAAGCCCUACAAGUGCGGCGUUUGCGGCAUCAGCUUCUGCCAGAGCUCGAACCUCUUGGCGCACACCCGGACCCACACGGGGGAAAAGCCCUACCGGUGCGCCAGCUGCGGGAAGAGCUUCAGCCGCAGCUCGAACCUCAUUGUUCACGAGAGGACGCACACGGGUGAGAAGCCCUACGAGUGCUCCUACUGCGGGAAAGGCUUCAGCCAGAACUCCCGCCUUCUCAGCCACAAGAGAAUCCACACCAGGGAGGCCGUGUGA
This is a messenger RNA of Podarcis lilfordi (Lilford's wall lizard), 5150 nucleotides long. The record is from the annotation of a GenBank genome assembly. NCBI's taxonomy places the organism in Eukaryota, Metazoa, Chordata, Lepidosauria, Squamata, Lacertidae.